AAUUGCAAUUGCAAUGAUCCUCCCAACACUGUCCUCCCUGCUAUUUCUAGCAUCGCUAGCAUCAGCCUUUACUCCACCAGCAAACCUCAAACACACCAAUCUCCUCCGAACAAUCGAUCUCACGAAACCGUACGUUCGCGAAACCUAUGCCGUGGUCGUGCAGAACAUUGCGGAUGAGCCUGUAAGCGAGUAUUACUGGCUCGCACCGAGACAGGACAAGGUUGCGUAUGUUGAGGCGAAGGAGAAGAAGAGUGGUGGGAACGGUGCGGUGUUUGAAGUUGAGAAGGUGGUUGAGGAUGAUGGUUAUGACCACUUUCCCGAGGAUGAGGGCUAUGAAUACUACCGAAUCUCCUUCCCAACAUCCCUAGCACCCUCAGAGAAACUUACUCUCACCGUCUCAUCCGCAACUGUCGACUCCGUCUCCCCUCACCCCUACCAAAUCCCUCAAAACGGAAAACAAUAUCUUCAAUGGCACGGCUACCAAUUCGCAUCAAGCGCCUACGAAACCGAGAAGCAGCGCACAAAGUUCAAGCUCAAGUCGGCCGACAUCCCCGACGUCACGACCACCGACGGAAACACCGAGGGUGCGGAGGAUCCUGUUCGUGUCGGUACCGCGUUGACCUACGGUCCCUACGGGCCUCAGGUCGCUGGUGCGAAGGGUAAGCCGAUCGCUGUCCGCUACGAGUUUCAGGCUCCCGUCGUCAAAGCUACAAAGUUCGAGCGCGACAUCGAGAUCUCUCACUGGGGCGGAAACCUCGCCGUCGAAGAACGAUACUGGCUCGCGAAUGUCGGUGCCGUGCUCAAGGGCUACUUCUCCCGCGUCCAGUACCAACAGUCCGCCUAUACCCAACCCAUUAGCUCUGCCGUCCGUUCGUUGAGGUAUAGCUUGCACCCCAGCACCCGUAACGCCUACUUCACCGACGAAAUCGGCAAUGUCUCGACUUCCCGAUUCAGGGCUGGACGUGAAGGUGGACGAAACGCAAAUUUGGAUAUCUUCCCGCGUUAUCCUGUUUUCGGUGGAUGGAAUUACUCUUACACCGUCGGGUGGGAUCAAGACCUUUCGCAGUCGUUGAAGCAGAUUGACGAUGGGAAGUAUGCGAUUAAGGUUCCUUUCUUGGAGGGUCCGGAGAGUGUGCAGUAUGAGGAUGUGAAGGUCCGUAUUGUUCUGCCCGAGGGUGCGAAGAACAUCCAGGUCGCUACCCCCUUCCCGAUGAAGGAGUCGAGGAGCGUACACAAGUGGUUCAUGGAUACCAUCGGAAAGCCCGUCGUUGAGCUCUCCGCACAGAACAUCGUCGAUGAUGUCCGUGGCCGCGAGGUUGUUGUCAUUUACGAGCUUGGAAAGUGGGAGAUGAUGAGGAAGCCUAUGACUGUUGCCGGAGCUGUUUUCGCAACUUUGGUCAUCAGCUUCAUCUUCGGAAAGCUUGACUUGAAGAUUUAGGAGGAGGAAGGAAGAAAAUCUUAAGAUAUAUAUGUGUGUUGUACAGUUUUUGAUAACUCGUGCGAAAAAUGCCGGGAAUACCAUUCAUGCCCUUAUGACCAAGAAAGAAAACAAUAACCCCC
Saitoella complicata NRRL Y-17804 is the source of this 1560-nucleotide messenger RNA. Its product is annotated as Ribophorin I. Gene Ontology annotation, cellular component: oligosaccharyltransferase complex; membrane. The transcript has 2 exons. NCBI's taxonomy places the organism in Eukaryota, Fungi, Ascomycota, Saitoellomycetes, Saitoellales, Saitoellaceae. The record is from RefSeq and is a predicted model, not a curated record. The coding region runs from base 14 to 1438 and encodes 474 amino acids.